CCCCGGGCUGUUGGGUGGACCGGGACAGUGAACGAUACGGAACUACAGCUCCCGAGUGUUGUUGGGGAGGACUCGGGAGCGGGAGGCUCGGGUCUGCUCCUCGCUCCCACGCUUCUCCGGGAUACAGAGUGGGGGAGCAGAGGCUAGAGCCCGGAGUCUGAGCGGGCGUUGCCUCACGGUGUGAGACGCGGACUCUGCCCCUAUGCGGGAGGCCCGGGAGGAGUCCGACCUGGAGCGGUAUCAGAGAAGCCUUCGAGACCGUGCUAGUAAAAGUAUCCAUCAACUGAAAUAUGCCUUGGUGGAAGGAGAUCCCACAGUGGGAGAAAGUGAAGUUGCAUUUGACCAGUCGUCCACAGGUAAUGAUGAGAGUGGGGAAACGGCCUGGCAGGAACUGCAACACAGUCAUGCAGUUAAUCAGCUUAAAGCUUUAUUGCAAGAGCAAGAAGGACUAAAAAGUGAAGUAUCUCCAUCAAGGAGGAGGAAGAUGUCACCCUCAAGAACUUCAAAAGCUGCAGAUCAGAGUUUGCCUACGCUUUGUGAUCUUGUUCCUAUCAUUAAUGAUCAGUCCCAGUACAUUCACCACUUAGAAGCUGAAGUGAAGUUUUGCAAGGAGGAGUUGUCUGGGAUGAAAGAUCGGAUACGAGUAGUUGUGCUUGAAAAUGAGAAACUCCAUGAGGAACUGAAAUCUCUAGCUGUAGAGCAGACGUUGAGAGAACAAACUCUUCUGGAUGCUUCAGCAAAUGUUCGGAACUCCUGGACUGUAGGAGCUGAUGAUUCUUAUUUAUGUCAACCUGCCAAGUCAUCACCAUCACAUAAUAAAGAACGGGUUUUGGCCACAACAGCCACUGCAGAAACAGAAAAAUGGCAGCUAGAAUUGGAGAAACUAAAACUUCUUUAUCAAGAAAGGACUGAUACACUUGAAGCUCAAGUACGGUCUCUAAGAAAAGAUUUAUCUGAAUCUGAGAAGAAUUGUGAAGAUUUAAAAGGAAGAUUAAAGCACCAAGAUUCACUUAUUGCAACAAGUAAUUCCAACCGGGUUGGUGGUCUUUGUCUGAAAUGCGCACAACACGAGGCUGUUCUUUCUCAGACUCAUUCCAAUGUCCACAUGCAGACCAUUGAAAGGUUAACCAAAGAAAGAGAUGACUUAAUGGGUGCACUUGUUUCAGUAAGAAGGAACCUGAGUGAGAUGCAGCAAAGGGAAUCUAGUGCUUAUGAACAAGUAAAACAAGCUGUGCAAAUGACUGAAGAAGCCAAUUUAGAAAAAAUGAAGGCUCUAGUCCAGUGUGAACAGCUGAAAAGUGAGAUGGAAAGACAGAAAGAUCGCCUUGAAAGGGAGCUAAUUGCCCAACUAGAUAAGAGGGCCGGUGAAAAAGAAGCCCUGCGAGAAGAAAUGAAGAAAGAAAGAGAGGACUUGGCAUCAACGGUGAUGGUUUUGUCUCAGAAUGUGGCGACACUGGAGGCUCGGUUAGAGAGAAUUACAAGAGAGAAGAACUCGAUAGCUAACCAGCUAGAGGAAGCCCAAAACCAACUUACCUCUCAGGAGAUGGAAGUUAAUAAGGUGUGUGGAGAAAUGCGUUUUCAGUUGAAUCAAACCAAAAUGAAGAAGGAUGAGGCAGAAAAGGAGCACAGAGAGUACAGAACAAAAACUAUAAGGGAGCUUGAAAUUAAGGACCAGGAAAUAGAGAAAUUGGGAUUAGAGCUGAAUGAAAACAAACUGCGUUUGGAACAAGCACAGCAGGAUGCAGCAAGAGCCAAAGACGAGUGCCUAAAACUGACAGAACUGCUGGGUAAAUCUGAGCACCAACUGCACCUCACCAGAUUGAAGAAAGAAAGUAUUCAGCACAGUUUUAGCAAUGAAGCAAAGACCCGAGCCCUUCAGGCGGAGCAAAGAGAGCAGGAGCUGACACAGAAGAUGCAGCAAAUGGAGGCCCAGCAUGAUAAAACUGUGAAUGAACUGGAUUCUUUGCUGACCUCCCAGAACACAUUCAUAGCAAAAUUGAAGGAGGAAUGUUGUAUGUUGGCAAGGAAGCUGGAACAUGUAACAGAAAAAAACAGGUCUGAAGUCAGCCAGCUUAGUCAGGAAAAUGAGUACGUUCAUGAUAGACUGGAGAAGAUGCAGAAAAGAAAUGAUGAAUUGGAAGAACAGUGUAUCCAGCAUGGGAGAAUGCAUGAGAGAAUGAAGCUGAGGUUACACCAGCUUGACAAGCAUUGCCAAACCACUGCCCAGCAGCUAGUGGAGUUACUCAACAAACAGAAUCAGCUGUUCAGAGAGAGGCAGAUGCUAACAGAGGAGGUGCAGUUCCUGCGAACACAGGUAUCAUGCCAAUACUGGGAACAAGAGCACAGAAAAUCAUAGGGAAAUGUUCUGCAGUCAUCAAGAAAGAUAGACUUUGCUAAAGGCUUGUAUCAAGAAGGAAAACCACCAUAAAACACAAUCUUCAGAGUACAGAAAUAACACAUUGAUUAAAAGGGAUGGCAGGGCAGUUUAAAGUUGUACCCACACCCUGAUUCAACCUACACUCAAUUAAGAAAAUGCUGUGAGAUGCAUCUAAGCAGAACAAAUACUACUUGUGUCAUUAAUUCCAAUCAGAAAUCUUUGUUUCAUCCUUCAUAUCAGAUGAUAGUAGGCAACAGAAAAUUCCUUGUUUAACAGCAUUAGCAUGUAGUACAGUAUUGAAACGUAGAACUGCCUCUCACCUUGAAACGUAAUCAUUUUGAAAACUCUAGUUUUAGGGUAUAAUAUCUACACCUGAGACCCCCACCCUCUGGUUGUGGUUUUGCAAUCUCAUUUCCCUGUUUUAAAAAAAAAAAAGUUUUUGCCUCCCUUGUUGCAGUGCAAAAACCCCACCCAGUGGGGUUCUGUAUGGGCACAGCAGUCCACCUUAGCACAAGAAGUGGCAGGAUUAAGGCCUUACUUAUGUAGGGGUGCAGUCUGCAAGAUACUGUUAACAUUUUUCAGACACUGAUUUUUAAGUUGGAUGCUGCCCCUUUAAUCAUUCACUACUUUAGGAAGGAGGAAAAGAAUCAUGACUUUUUAAACUGUAACUGAACUGCUGAAUUAAACGUACUCUCCAAAUCUAGCACAUAAUUAAGCCUUUGUUUCUGUGACUAAGUAAAUUAACUGAUUCGACCGUAUCACUGUGAUACCAAGCCAUCUGGCUCAUGAACAAAGCAAGUUUCUGGGUUCAGACACGAAAUUUGGACUUUCAUUAACAUGAACAGGACCAAGAGAGGAAUUUGUAGUACCAAACUGCAGCGUGAAAGGAAAAUCAAUGUUUUAAUCAUUCUAUUGUUCACCAAAAAGUAGGCUAGUAUUAGAGCAUACAUGGCAAAUAGCAGCAUACUUUAACCUAGAACUAAAUGAAAAAAACACACACAUUAUCAGUGUGGUAACAAUGGGAAAAUGUUGUCUUUUUAAUGCUGACUAGAGUACCUGAGUUACCUGUUUUCCCUAUAUCUAGAAUAAAAUACUGUGCUACCUUAGAUUUACCUCUAUAGGGUAUCUGUUGGAAAAUUUAAUGGCAAUCACUGUGUUUCAUGUUUAAGCUCUUUGAAGCUGAAGAAUGUGUUGCAUUAAGAGAAAGUGAAAUAACCCUGCACCAAGGAGAGCCAGAGACUCUCUGAGGUCCACUAAGGACUCUGAGAUCUGGAAGACUCUCAGUUAGAAGGCAGAUAGGCAGCAGUACACAACCAUGACUACCUUCUAGAUGGUGUGCUGCUAACUAAAUUGAAUAUUGUUACCACUGAAAGUCUGCUUUGCAGUUGUAAAGGAUGCAUUUGUUAAAAUAGGGAAUGGGUGCUGCAGUCAAGGCUUUUUACCACUACCACCCAGCAGUUUUCAUCAGUAGAUCUUAAAGUACUUCAGUCUAAUGUAUUGGUUGUAACACCUCUGUGAAGUAGGAAGUAAUGCAUCGAAACAUGGAGACUUGGAAGGAAGAAGGUUGGUGACUUUUUAAAAAUGUAUUCCUGCAAAACAAGAACCUCAAUAAGCCAGCUGAAGUGUUUUUAAACAACAUUGGAUCCAUGGGAACAGGAACAUAGCUCAGCAGAACUGUAUGGUGCACAAGGCAAAUGUUUUAAGGAAACAAAGGACAAUUCAUUACAAGUUGGAUAUUUUAAGUCCAGAUAAAUAUGAAUUCCUUUCAGCUUCUUGUAUUUUGUUCAAAAGCAAUAAUUUUGAAUAUAUAGCACUACUGAUCCUAUUUUGAGACUUCAUGAGAUGCCACAUUUCAUAUUUAAAUUGAUCACAAUACCUAUACUUGCCAUGUCCAUAAAAAAAAUAAUAGUAA
Molecule: messenger RNA, 4289 nt
Organism: Trachemys scripta elegans
Lineage: Eukaryota; Metazoa; Chordata; Testudines; Emydidae
Gene: SDCCAG8
Product: SHH signaling and ciliogenesis regulator SDCCAG8
Exons: 17
Coding region: 203-2356 (717 amino acids)
Biological process (GO): centrosome cycle; neuron migration; establishment of cell polarity
Cellular component (GO): centriole; centrosome
Source: RefSeq, a predicted model, not a curated record